Eruca vesicaria subsp. sativa (arugula) is the source of this 1355-nucleotide messenger RNA. The record is from the annotation of a GenBank genome assembly. Lineage: Eukaryota; Viridiplantae; Streptophyta; Magnoliopsida; Brassicales; Brassicaceae.
ACACACAUAUCCCCACACGAACAUUCACAAAGAGAAAAAGCAAGAGAGAGAGUUGGAGAAAAUGGUUUCUUGGCUGAUGACAACCAAGGCGGUGCUAAUCUCAAGCAGCGUCGCCACCGUCGGACUGUUACUUAAGCUCUCUGUUCCUAUAGCUGUUGAUUUCGCCUCAUCGCAAGCUCCGAUCAUAUGGAGCUCUUUGCUAUCGUGGCUGAAACCGCCCUAUCUUUACAUCCUCACCAACGGAAUCAUCAUCACUAUCGUCGCUUCUUCGAAAUAUUACCAGAGCACUGGCCACCAUGAGCAGGAGGACGAUGAUGAUGGCCGUUAUAAGAUCCAGACAGAGCCGAUUGUUCAUGACUCAGCUUCUCCCCGGAUGCUGGAGGUAGAGGAUUUGGAUACAGAUGCGCAAUUCAAUUUCGUAGCUGCGAAUCCACCAGAGGUGGUUACAUAUGAGGACGAGGAGGUUGCGGAGGAAGAGAAGAGAGUAGAUGUGAUGACGAUGGUGGAAGAUGAAACUGAAUCGGAGUCUAAGACUGUAAUUAUGGUGGAAAUUUCCGAUUUGGUUGGAUCUGGUGGAGAUGACGACGUCAUGUUUCCGCGGGAUAUUUCAAGUCGAAAUAAUCUGCCGCCGAGGAUGACUGAAUCGGAAAAUCUUCCUCCGACGGAUUCAAGAUUCGGCCACCAGAAGUCGGUGAAAGGUGGAAGAGCGGUGUUGAGAGUGAGGAAGGCGAAGCAGAACGAGACGCUAGAGAACACUUGGAAAAUGAUAACCCAAGGAAAGUCAACACCGUUGACCAAUCAGUUAUACCGGAGAUCUGACACCUUUAGCCGUGGAGAUUCAGGUGAUAGCGGCGAGGCUAAACCGGUUUACAAAAAAUCGGCCACGUUUAGGGACAGGACUAACUAUCACCAGUCUCCGGUGAGGAAAGAGCCGUCACCGAGUCAGGAUGAGUUGAAUCGGCGAGUGGAAGCGUUUAUUAAGAAGUUUAAUGAGGAUAUGAAGUUGCAGAGAAUGGAGUCGCUGAGACAGUACAACAAAACAACCGGUCGUGGGGUUUAGCCUUUUGUCUGCUUUUUAUUUUUUCCGUUUAAUAUUUUAUUAGUUUUUUAUAUUCAAGAAAGGAAAAAAACAAACUAUAGGGCAAUUGAAGCAUCAUAGAUUUUUACCAAAACCAGAAAAAAAGUAAAAAGAAUAACUAUCACUGUAAAAAUUAUAUGUUCUUUAGUUAGGGUUGCACACUUGAGCAGUUUUUUUUCUUACCUUUUGUUGUUGUUGUUGUUGUUGUGUGUAUAGCUUAAGUUAGCUACACAUUUGUUUGUUUGACAAAAAAAAAAGCUACACAUUUGGUUUGUGA